AUGCGGUUGCCAUGGGUAUCAGCGGCGCUGUAUAGUGCACUCACUUGGACUGCUUCGGCGGCAGCCCCCGAUGAGGAUGAUAUCAAGACGGUGACGCCUUACCUCGACUCCGACAUGAGCAGCCGAUGGUUUGACUUUGGCGGAGACACGAUUAUCCGAACAGACUCGUACGUUCGGCUGUCGUCGGAUCGGCCGUCGCAGUCCGGAUGGCUGUUCUCGCGCGUGCCCCUGACGGCGACCAACUGGCAGGUGGAGGUGGAGUUCAAGGUCACAGGAAAGAACCAGCUGUACGGAGACGGCAUGGCCAUGUGGGUGACUCGGCAGCGCGGGCAGCUGGGAGACGUGUUCGGGCACACGGACAGGUUCGAGGGUCUGGGCAUCUUCAUCGACACGUAUAAGAACAACCGGCCGGGCGUGGUGUUCCCGUACGUCAUGGCCAUGUUUGGCGACGGCCAGACAUCGUACGACAAGAACACGGACGGCAAGUCGACGGAGCUGGCGGGCUGCUCGGCCAGGGGCAUCCGCAACGCCAACCGGCCGACCAGGAUGCGCGUCACCUACUUCCAGGACAAGCAGCUCAAGCUGGAGCUGCAGUACAAGAAGGAAAACGAGUGGCAGCUCUGCUUCGACAUCGACAACCCACCGGCCAUCCCCAACAUUGCCUACCUGGGCUUCAGCGCCGAGACUGGCGAGCUGAGCGAUAACCACGACAUCAUCUCGGUCAAGUCCAAGAACCUGUACAUGAGCCCGGCGAGCAGCGCCGGCGCCGCCAACAAGGCCAAGAACCGCACCAAGAACCGCAAGCCCCUGGCUAAGAAGGGUGGCAGCUGGUCCUGGUUCUUCUUCAAGAUUGUCAUCUUCUGUCUGCUCGUGGCUGGUGGAUACGUCGGGUACACUGCCUACCGUGCCAGGACCAGGUCUCACCGUUUCUAA
Geosmithia morbida is the source of this 933-nucleotide messenger RNA. Its product is annotated as lectin, mannose-binding 2. The record is from RefSeq and is a predicted model, not a curated record. Bases 1 to 933 code for a protein of 310 amino acids. NCBI's taxonomy places the organism in Eukaryota, Fungi, Ascomycota, Sordariomycetes, Hypocreales, Bionectriaceae. Gene Ontology annotation, molecular function: D-mannose binding. The transcript is spliced from 3 exons. Gene Ontology annotation, cellular component: endoplasmic reticulum membrane; COPII-coated ER to Golgi transport vesicle; Golgi membrane. Gene Ontology annotation, biological process: endoplasmic reticulum organization; Golgi organization; endoplasmic reticulum to Golgi vesicle-mediated transport.